Molecule: messenger RNA, 630 nt
Organism: Volvox carteri f. nagariensis
Lineage: Eukaryota; Viridiplantae; Chlorophyta; Chlorophyceae; Chlamydomonadales; Volvocaceae
Exons: 5
Coding region: 1-630 (209 amino acids)
Source: RefSeq, a predicted model, not a curated record
AUGCCGCAGGUCAAGGCACAGGCGCAGGCGCGUAUAGCGGAGCUAGAGGCAGCACUCGGCCCGGCUCGGCAGGUUUUAGUCCCCCCGCCCCUUCACCCGGUGACCAGUGUGGGAGCAUCCGGGCAGACGCAGCAGCAGCAGCUGCAGCAGCAGCCCUCCUUGCCCGCGGCCCUCUCAGCAAACAAUCCUUUUGCUGGCGCCUUCCCAACAGCCCCGUCGUACAUCUCGAUGCCGCCGCCGCCGGCGGCCGUUGCCAUGGGCGGCGGCGGCGGCGGCGGCACGUUUGCGUCACUCGGAGUGCCGCCGCCGCCGCCGCCGGCUGCUUCCGCAACAACCCAGGUUCCUGCGCAGCCGGACUUCUUCAGCGCCUUUGACGACCUUGCGCGGCAGCACCCAUCGCAGCCCCGCCGGCGGCAUUCGGCUCCGGCGCUGCUGGCGGCCGCCCGGACGGCGCCGCCGCGGCCGCCGGUUCCUGGGUCAACUUUGUGCAUUAACGUGGCGGAGGUUGGGAGUCAGGUUGGGAAUCAGGUCGGGGUUCAGCUCCUCACACUCAUAACUCGUUUGGAGAAGUCGAAGCUUCUCGGCGAUGUGUGCCUUCUCCACGUAUUCCACUCGAGAUUGUGCAUCUGA